ACCUCCCAGACUACACACACUUAUUGGCUUUUAUGUUGUUCAUGGCGUCUGAUGAAGGGCUCAAGACAAGUCGCCGUCUGACAAACAGAUAGGCCGGUGAACUUUAACGGUUGUUGUUGUUGUUGUUUUGGUCGUGUGUUGCAUGAUGGAAGUGGACAGUGUCAGGAUGGAGGUGGACGGUGAAAAACGUUUGGCCCAGCGCAGAUUUGACGCAGCUGUCAAAGUUAUCAAGAGUUUACCCCCGGAUGGUCCCUUUCAGCCAUCUAAUGACAUGAUGCUCAAGUUCUACAGUUAUUACAAACAAGCAACAGUGGGACUGUGCAAUAUACCCCGACCUGGCUUCUGGGACGCAGUUGGCAAAGCAAAAUGGGAUGCCUGGCAUUCUCUUGGAGAUAUGUCAAAAGAAGAAGCAAUGGCUGCCUAUGUUGAUGAAAUGAAACUGAUCCUGGAGGGCAUGCCCAUGACGGACGAGGUGGAGGAACUCCUUCGCGUCCUCGGCCCGUUUUAUGAGCUGGUGGAGGAAAAGAAGAAGAUCUCACAGAUAUCAGACCUGAGUGCAGGCUUUGGUACAAUGUUGAAUUCGGUGCACUCAAAGAGCGUCACAAAGAGCAUUGUCAGAACCAUGGAAAUGAAUGGCACUCUGGAGACUCGGCCUGCCAGACUCAAAGCAAAUGAAGUGAAGGAGACGUCGGAGGAAGACGCAGAAGAGGAAGAUGAAGAGGAUGAUGAUGAUGAUGAUGAUGAAGAAGAAGAUGAGGAAGAAGAGGGAGUAAAGGAGAAUGGAAAAGAUUUGACUUCAGACACAAAAUCAGCAGCUUCACAGCCAAAGAAGAAGAGUUCAACCAGGAGACACAAAGAGCCCCUGUCAAACGGCAAACCGGUGAACGGAGUCGCCCAUCUGACCAACGGGAGUCAUUCCAGAGUUGCACUGAACAGUGACCACUCCCUGGACGGUCCAGUCAGCGAGCCUCUGCUCAACGGUCACCGAGCAGAUCUCAGUGAUGACAUUUCGGCUCCAAACCAAGUGGCCAGCGACUCGGACAGUGAAGUUUACUGCGACUCUGUGGACCAGUUUGGCCAAGACGAGAGUGCAGAUCGUAACCGCGCUCUGGAUGACCUGGAUGAAGAGGAGAGCCACGUGCUGCAGCCCCUGGAGGCGACGCAGGGAGUCCAGGAUGAAUUUUAUGCUCCAGCAGAGGUCGUCAGGUGUGGCGGAGAAGAUGGCGAUAGCGGCGGGACAAUGACACAGAGACAGGGACUGGAAGGAAACGUGCCAGACAGCUCCGUCAGAAGAGGAGGACGAGGCUCCAGGUCUCAAGACCGUGGCUCUGGAACCAUGAUGCCCAUGCACGGUGGCGGAGACGGGGGCCGCCGGGGAGGAGCAGGAACUCCAGGAGGAAGCCUGGACGAGCAGAUAGUAGUGGCGCUGGCGAGACUGCAGGAGGACAUGCAGAGCGUCCUGGAGAGGCUUCACACCCUGGAGGUUCUGUCUGCCAGUCAGGCAAGAUCACUGGCUCUGUCUCCCACUUAUACGUCACCCCCACUGAAUAAGAGGAGUCAGAAGCCAUCCUGGUGGCCUUUUGACAUUUCUCCAACCAGUCUGGCCUUCGCUGUGAUGUGGCCGUUUGUGGUGCAGUGGCUGAUUCGUCUCUUCCUGCAGAAGAGAAGGAGACGAAUCAACUGAACCCACUUCCAUCGUCACUGUCCCCUCCCUGCUUGGACCCACAGUCCUGUAAUUUUGCUUUUGCACUAUGAAGAAAGCACCUAAACCUGAAUUUGAAGAGCGAGAUGAAGAAAGUCUGAGGACGCGAGUCGUAACCGCGGGAUACAAUGAAGAGUGAACCUGCGAUUUAACACACUUUUUUUUCUAAGUUGAUGCCACUGUACUGGGACCGUUUUCUCUCCAUGAUGUGGUUUGAGCGGAGAGCGUUCAAAGACCAACUACAGUAGUCUGUCGGUUGUUCUCGUCGUGAAGGCUUUGUUGCAAAACAAGAAGAAGCCCGACACUUUGUUGUUGUAAAAGCUUGAUGUGAUUAUAAAUUUUAUUAACAGUUCACUUUUCAUUAGUCGCCCAGUUAAUGCUGCUAUAAUAAUAACUGUAGUUUAGAAGCCAGGAUUGAAUGUAAUGAUAUCAAUAUGUGAGAUUUUGAUAUUAAGGAUUAAAUAUCAGGAUUAAAUAAGGAUUAAAUUAAUAUUUAUUGCUUUUACUUGUAAAGAAGGCACUACGGGAUGUUUCAGAGGGGUUUUGUGUUUCUAACAGAGGUUUCAAACUCAUGGCCCCCCAAUUAAUUUCAUGUGGCCCUCCACUUAAUGUUUGUUUUUUUAAUUAAUAGUUUCACUUUGCAUCAUAAAUGCAUUUACAUUAUGAACUAUUUAUCGCGCCAUAUUAAAAGAAACACUUUUAUUUUGAAAUUCUGUGUUAUAUCAUAAAUAUUAUUAUUUCGGUGUCUUUUUUUUGUUGCAAAACUUGGGACUUUUCUUUUACUUGGCCAUUUGAGUUUGAGACCCCUGGUUUAGAGUGACCUGCGGAACGUUGUUUAUGGUUCAAACGAGGUUGUUUGUGUUGAUUUUUUUGUCAUCAGCUGUCCAACAGCAGUCUGUGUGUGUCUGUCUGUGUGUGUGUGGUUGCUUUACAUUAGUGUGAUCUAAACAUCUGAGCCUCCACGUAAUUGUCUCCAAAUAGAAAAAAAAGAAGUGCCUCAACAUCAUGGGUACAAUCAUAGGUGGCAUUAUGAUUUCAUACAUUCUCAUAUUCGGAGCGUUAUCAUGUGUAGUCCUGGACCAAAAAUCGACGGUAAUUUGACAUCCUGUUUUUGAGAUUCUCCAUCCCACAGCUUAAUUAAUGAAGUAGUCAUCAUGAACGCUGCCAUGUUUUCUUCCUGCUAUAUAAAUUAAAUGUGUGAUGUAAAAUGUUUGUAUGAAUAUUGUGGAAAGAUUUAUCUCUUUUUUUGGAGCAGAUAAUCAUAACAUGUUUGCAAAGCGGUGAGAUCUAUUAAACAUUGUAUACAGUAGCUGUACAGUUCUGAUUAAAAUGCAAUAUUUUAAUUGCAUUACCAUAUAUUAUUAAUGUAGACUGUAGACUCUUUGCGGAGCUGUUAAUGUUUUAAUAAUAAUAAUGAUGACGAUGAUGAAAAAAAUAAGUAAUAGUUUAACUUUCUACUGAAAUGUGCUGAGGCUUUCUCACCCUCUCUGCCUGUGGAUAGAGUGGUGUUUGCAUGUGAUAAUCCAAGCCUAAUAAAGUUUUCAUAAAGCGUU
Solea solea (common sole) is the source of this 3255-nucleotide messenger RNA. RefSeq names its product acyl-CoA binding domain containing 5a (gene acbd5a). The record is from RefSeq and is a predicted model, not a curated record. The coding region runs from base 143 to 1684 and encodes 513 amino acids. Gene Ontology annotation, biological process: fatty acid metabolic process; autophagy of peroxisome. Gene Ontology annotation, molecular function: fatty-acyl-CoA binding. Gene Ontology annotation, cellular component: peroxisome. The transcript is spliced from 13 exons. NCBI's taxonomy places the organism in Eukaryota, Metazoa, Chordata, Actinopteri, Pleuronectiformes, Soleidae.